Messenger RNA from Drepanopeziza brunnea f. sp. 'multigermtubi' MB_m1, 2019 nucleotides. RefSeq lists its product as uncharacterized. The record is from RefSeq and is a predicted model, not a curated record. NCBI's taxonomy places the organism in Eukaryota, Fungi, Ascomycota, Leotiomycetes, Helotiales, Drepanopezizaceae. Gene Ontology annotation, molecular function: protein binding.
AUGGCCUCUACCACAGGCACCAUGAGGGGGACCCCGAGUCGCGGCGGCAAUCGAGGCACGGUGCCAGCAUUCCCCAACACCAACAGUCCGGCCUCGAGUAUCCCACGCCCGACUCUGGAAAAUCACACCACCCAGAGCGAAGCUGGCGGAUCGAGCAUGAGUGUGAGCAGGCAGAAGCAAACCAAGAAAGAUGAGGCAAUCCGAAGAAAGAUCGAGACGGAUCUCAGCAAGAAGAGGCAUACCACCAGUCGGGCCAGACAGACCCGAAAAGCCCCCCCUGGAACCGUCCUCGCUCUCCGCCCGAGUCAAGCUCUCCAGAUCAAGCCCAACACCACCGUCGCCGAGGCUGCGCAGCUGAUGGCCGCAAAGAGGGAGGACUGCGUACUGGUGACCGACGAUGAAGACCGGAUUGCCGGUAUCUUCACCGCAAAAGAUCUGGCAUUCCGGGUCGUUGGAGCCGGGAUCAAGGCCGGCAAUGUGACCAUUGCCGAGAUCAUGACCAAGAACCCGCUCUGUGCGAGGACGGAUACAAGUGCUACGGAUGCUUUGGACCUUAUGGUCCGAAAGGGCUUCCGCCAUCUUCCCGUGAUGGACGAGAACCAAGAUAUUUCGGGUAUCUUAGAUAUUACAAAGUGCUUCUACGAUGCCAUGGAAAAACUGGAACGCGCCUACAGCUCCUCGCGGAAGCUCUACGAUGCAUUGGAGGGUGUUCAGUCAGAGCUUGGGUCGAGUCAACCCCAGCAAAUCAUCCAAUAUGUGGAGGCUCUGCGAUCGAAAAUGUCGGGGCCCACGCUGGAAUCAGUCCUCGACGGCAAGCCCCCGACCACCGUCUCCGUCCGGACAUCGGUGAGAGAAGCAGCGGCAUUGAUGAAGGAGAACCAUACCACUGCGGUAUUGGUCCAGGACCAAGGCUCGAUCACUGGUAUAUUUACCAGCAAGGAUGUUGUACUGAGGGUCAUCGCACCUGGGUUGGACCCUGCGACUUGCAGUGUUGUCCGUGUUAUGACCCCACACCCUGAUUUCGCUCCCAUGGAUAUGAGUAUCCAAGCUGCCCUCCGAAAGAUGCACGAUGGCCACUACCUGAAUCUCCCAGUCAUGAACGAGGCCGGAGAAAUCGUCGGAAUGGUCGAUGUUCUCAAGCUGACCUAUGCUACCCUGGAGCAAAUCAAUACCAUGUCCACCGGGGACAGUGAAGGUCCGGCAUGGAAUAAAUUCUGGCUCUCGCUUGAGAACGAGACGGAAUCGAUCAUGUCUGGGGAGGGCAGUCACCACCACACCCAAGGAGCGAGAUCAUUAAUGUCACCUGACAUGUCCCGGGGCCAUGAGCGGAUCGUUGACGCCAGCGUUGCGCCCGGAGAUUCUGCAUCUCACAUUGGGGUCGAGUCACCACCUCACUCGGUUGUCACUAGCCCAGCGGAACAGAAUGUGGAUGAGAUCCCCUUCCCAUUCAAGUUCAAGGCUCCCAGCGGCCGUGUUCACAGACUUCAGGUCAUUGCGGCCAAUGGAGUCGCAGAGCUCAUCGAUGCGGUUAUCUCCAAACUUGGCGCAGAAGUCGACGCCGUUGGAGGCAUGGCAACUUCCGAGAACGGUAAAGUUGGCGCUUCUGGGUUUGCCCUCAGCUACUUGGACGAUGAUGGAGACACCGUUGCUAUCACCACGGACCACGAUUUGCUGGAUGCCAUUAUUCUUGCCCGUCAAGGACACCGUGACAAGGUCGACUUGUUCGUUCACGACCCCGAGAAGCCCCCUAUUAGCGCCACUCUGGAUCCCCGUCUCGUCAUCCCUAACGAGCCGACCCCACCUCCAUCUUCCAUCCGCGAGCGAAAGAAGAUUAUUUCCGAGGAUGACGAGAGCGACGAGGAGCUGCCAGUCAAACGCAGAAAAAAUACCUCCCCGCCUGUCCAACAGCAGGCCGUUGCUGGUGUCCCGAACGAGCUUUUGCUACCUGGGGCGAUUGUAACUUUAGCGGUGGUUAUCGUUGGUGUGUUUACUUUGACUCGCUUGACGAGCCGUAACUAA